This is a messenger RNA of Seriola dumerili (greater amberjack), 807 nucleotides long. RefSeq names its product interleukin-17F-like (gene il17a/f1). Gene Ontology annotation, molecular function: cytokine activity. The transcript has 3 exons. Lineage: Eukaryota; Metazoa; Chordata; Actinopteri; Carangiformes; Carangidae. The record is from RefSeq and is a predicted model, not a curated record. Gene Ontology annotation, biological process: inflammatory response. Bases 245 to 751 code for a protein of 168 amino acids. Gene Ontology annotation, cellular component: extracellular region.
ACCACCACCACCAUCUGCGACUUUACAAACACCAGCAGAACGAGACAGCUUCAACCUAAACUUCAAGAGACACAACAGAGACCAGACUGUCUGACCUGCAGGUUACAGCCUCUGACCUGAACCUCCAGCAGAACCUGAGGAGCCUUUGAACACAAAGAAGAACAACAGCAAACGCUGAAGUCUGAAACAUCUGCAAAAAGAGCGCAUCUGAAGAAGAAGAACCAAGACGAGGACGACCAUCAGCAUGUUUUCAACAUCCACCUCCUGCAGAAAGACGGCUGCCUGUGUUGUGGCAGUGAUGAUGAUGAUGAUGAUGAUGACCGUGACGGAAGCCGCAGCCAUGCUGAAACCAGGCGGACAUUCGAAACACCCAUCGAAGACACACAGGAAGUCUGAUGGUGCGACAGUAGAAACGGUCCCCCUGCAGCUGGACGCCAAUUCUUUGGUUCCUUCCAGAAACAUUAGACCUCUUGAGAACGACUCCAUCUCCCCGUGGACGUACAAUGUCUCCCACGAUGACUCCCUCUACCCCUCGGUGCUGUCUGAGGCUCACUGUCUGCUGCAGGGCUGCCUGGACUCGGAGGGCCAGGAGGACCGGAGCCUGGAGUCCAGACCCAUCAUGCACCAGGUGCUGGUGCUGCGGCGAGUCAGGCCGGCAGGGGCGGGACAGAACUACCACUACAGGUUGGAGUCCCGCCUCAUGGCAGUGGGCUGCACCUGUGUCCGACCCAUAGUCACACAGCAACAGUGAAAACCAGCAGAAACCAGACCAGGACCUGGGUUAGUCACACACAAAUGGAGGCUUCG